UAGAAGAAGAGUGUGUUUACUAAUGUUGGACAGCGUCUCAUUCAAGGCACGUUUUACCGAUAAAAGCAAGAUAUCUUCUUAUUCUUCGAGUUUUAAAAUACAACCAUAUGUGUUUACCUUUAUGAGAAAUGAUGACGGGCAGGAGGAGGCUGCUGCCGUGUGUGUGUCUGGGGCUGUUCGGUGUCCUGUGCUGGGUCUGGGUAUCUUUUGCCUCUUUCCCUGACGACCAGCUUCAUCUAGAAGAUGUUGUGGAUCGAGGAGCCUUUCAGCCCCAGAGUGCUCUGUCCGACAUGGAGUUUGCCUCCAUCUCUUCGUACAGAGGACCUGGGAACAGCGACCACCGCAGUAACAAGGAGCUGCCCAUCAUCCUCUGGUGGAGCGGAGGACUUUUCCCACAUUUUCCUGGUGACACUGAACGCAUUGACUGUGCAACGUCCUCCUGCCUGGUGACGAGCAAUCGCAAGGUGAAGCUGUACAAGAGGACGGCAUCCAUCAUCUUUUAUGGGACAGAUUUCAGGGCAUAUGAGGCACCACUCCCUCGUCCCCGCCACCAGACCUGGGCUCUGUUCCACGAGGAGUCACCCAUGAACAACUAUAUCCUCUCUCAUGGACCAGGGAUCAGGCUGUUCAAUUAUACUGCAACUUUUAGCAGGGAGUCCGACUAUCCCCUGACCUUACAGUGGCUGCCUUCCCUGGAGUACCUGCUGAAGCCUGUCGCGGUGUCGCUGCAGGAGAAGAACCGCCUGAGGAGGGAGGGCUUGGCUCCAGUGCUCUACAUGCAGUCUCACUGUGAUGUACCAGCAGACAGAGACAGAUACAUUUGGGAACUCAUGAAAUACAUUGAGGUGGACUCUUAUGGGAAAUGCCUAAAUAACAAACCCCUUCCAGAAUAUCUGGAGGAUACAGCCACCGCUACUGGCGAGGAACCCAGCUUCAUGAAUUUUGUUGCACGCUACAAGUUCCACCUGGCACUGGAGAAUGGCCUGUGUCCAGAUUACAUGACAGAGAAGCUCUGGCGGCCCCUCCAUCAGGGCUGCGUGCCAGUCUAUCGAGGCUCCUCUGCGGUGGCUGACUGGAUGCCCAACGACCAUUCUGUGAUAAUUAUAGACGACUUCCCCUCACCAAAAGCUCUCGCCGACUUUCUCAAGCGUCUGGAUGAAAAUGAUGAUGAAUAUGCCAGAUAUUUAGAGUUCAAGGACCACAGAAGCAUUGCUAACACUCGUUUGCUCACGGGGCUGGAGACCCGUGAGUGGGGAGUCAAUGACAUGAGUAAACCCAACUACUUAAAUGGAUUUGAAUGUUACGUGUGUGACCAGGAGAAUGCCCGGUUGUCAGCAGAAAGAGCACAUCGGAAAGCUCCUAAGAAGAACAACCCUCCUCGGCCUAAAAUGGCUACAAACUCUCACAUGGGUUGCCCACUGCCCAGUCCCGGGUACGGAGACGUCCAAGACCUGCGUGCAGAUGACGAAUGGUUGCAAAUAUGGCCCCAGGAUUACUGGCAGAGCCUGGACCAAGCAGAGGGGCUGGAGUCUCUGAUAAGACACAACGAGUCAGACCCCUCUCUGCUGUGGAAGUACAUCCAAAACAUUGCUGAGAGUAGAGCCAGAGGAAAACACUGACACAGGCCUCCAACAAACAGCAUGGAGAAGGUCCAACAACACGGGGGCGGCCCGUUAUUACCCAUCCAUUCAGUUUUUAACGAGGUGGACGUUGCUCAUAGUUCUUCACUUGUGCCAAAACUCCUUUACCCUUGUGAACAGUUUAGCUGCUCUGCAGCAGAUUUCAAAAACUCUUUUCAGCUGACACUAUUUCAUUUUUUUUUUUCCAAGUUCAAUAAUAGAACACUAUUGUUUAAGCGUUAGAUGCUCAUAUUUUCAACUCGUUUUAUUGCCAGAAUGAAGGUGCCAUUAUAGUAUUUUUUUUUAUUAACUCUGCUUUGCAUUGUGAGCAUUGACUGCAACAGCUCAUUUGUUCCAGAGAAGCACGUUCUCGUGGGAAGCAGCUUUCCGCUGAACUGGGGCUCAGCCAAAUACUUGUCCUCUGUUACAAGGGAGCUCUGCCUAACUGUGUGUGAAGACCAUCAGGACGGCAGCCAAUGGACUGCACUUGUUUGUUUACAGUUACUCAAAAGGUGGAUGAUGGUUAUUAGCUCAAGCGGCAUUUUCUUUUCUCUCUGUGCACGGAUACUUGAAGUAAGCAUGCAACAAAAUGAAAGAAGUGGAGAAAGGGAAAACACAGCCUCCCGGUGGGAAAUCACCGCUUCCCUGGCAGCAACGUCUCCACUCUGAAUUCAUGUAGAUGCCCGAGAAUAUUACCCUGAGCCUUCUCCUGUUGCAUCAUCAUCUUCAUGUGCAAUAAUUACUAAUCAUGCUUUUUUUUCUUUGGUUUGUCUUAUAGCACACCACUUUUAUAGGACAUUUGUACCAGGAUUUUAUAAAUCAUUUUAUUUUGUCUAUAAAGCAUCAUACAUGUGAACACACUAUUUUAUACCAAGGACAAUAAAAGAAGUAAACAUUUUGUAACAAA
Molecule: messenger RNA, 2526 nt
Organism: Cololabis saira (Pacific saury)
Lineage: Eukaryota; Metazoa; Chordata; Actinopteri; Beloniformes; Belonidae
Gene: pofut4
Product: fucosyltransferase 11 (alpha (1,3) fucosyltransferase)
Exons: 5
Coding region: 129-1619 (496 amino acids)
Cellular component (GO): Golgi membrane
Molecular function (GO): alpha-(1->3)-fucosyltransferase activity
Source: RefSeq, a predicted model, not a curated record